GGGCGCGCCAAGAAUGGUGGGGUUUCUGGAUCUGUCAUUCAAUUUCUGGAACGCAUGUGGGGUGAUUGGGUUUUCUCCAUCGACAACAUUUGCAAAACAACAAGAUUAACAAGGCUGCGAAGAAGAAUAUACAUCCUGAUCAAACAUCAUGGCCGACCAACCUACCAUCCGCCUAGCCACUCCGGAGGACGUCCCCCUCAUCCUCCAAUUCAUCCGCGAACUCGCCGACUACGAAAAAGCCCUCCACGAAGUCGAAGCAACCGAAGAGUCCCUCCUCGCCACGCUCUCCUUCCCCACGCAGGCCCCCAAGCGGGGCUCCGUCUACACGGCACUCAUCACCCCCCCCGCAACCCCGACCGACCCAACCCCCAUCCCCGUCGGCAUGGCGCUGUACUUCUACAACUACUCGACGUGGCGCUCGGCGCCUGGCAUCUACCUGGAGGAUCUGUACGUGCAGCCCAAGGCGCGCGGGCACGGGUACGGCACGCUGCUGCUGCGGUGGUUGGCGGGGCAGGUGAUUGAGGCCAAGGGGAAGAGGCUGGAGUGGAGCGUGUUGACGUGGAAUGAGCCGAGUAUUGGGUUUUAUAAGCAGAUGGGGGCAAAGCCUAUGGAUGAGUGGUUGAAGAUGAUGGUUGAGGGGGAGGAGGCGUUGGGGCAGUUGGCGAGGGGUUGAUUUAUAUUAUGGAUUACAUACAUAAUAUGGUGUGACUAUAGCAUGAUUGUAACAUGACUGUAGCAUGGCCAUAUCUAUAGCU
Molecule: messenger RNA, 755 nt
Organism: Aspergillus candidus
Lineage: Eukaryota; Fungi; Ascomycota; Eurotiomycetes; Eurotiales; Aspergillaceae
Product: GNAT family N-acetyltransferase
Exons: 2
Coding region: 149-673 (174 amino acids)
Biological process (GO): protein acetylation
Molecular function (GO): N-acetyltransferase activity
Source: RefSeq, a predicted model, not a curated record